AUGGCUACUGCUGUAACAGAUGUUGCUGAAGGCUUUAGCCGGCUCACCCUAUCUCCAUCGGCACCAAUAAUCUGCCCCUCCGGCCCAGGAGCAGGGAAUUCAAAGGAGAGUUCUGAAGGUCUGACCUUAAGUCAACACCCUACACCAGAUCUGCUCGGUGACUGGCGUCGGAAUCCAUCCACAUUUUUCUCAGCAACUGACCCCGUGGUUUUCGCGCGAGUUCUGGCCAUAUGCAGAAAGUGGAAGAUACCAGAACGCGCGGCACGCAACAUGGCCGCUCUGGCAGCAGGACGGAAAGGUCUUCCCGUAAUCUUGCUGCAGAAUCCAAACAAAGGGCACGACAAAAUGGACUUCGCGGCUAUGGCCAAGAGUUGUGCGACCAUUCGCUGGAUCAAGAACGUCCUACUGCGUGGACUCGGGCUCUCAAUAGACGAUGUCAUCAUUCUCGAUGUAUGCCUUCUUCUUGAUGACCAAUGGCUCACACGUACCGAAGGACGGAAUCCUAAGGAGGCUGAUCAGGCCGUGGAAGAGGUAUUUGCUCUGCUCGAGGAAUUACUAGAAGUCAUAAACCCUUCGAUGAUGAUUUGUUGUCAAUGCGCGACGGGUGGGAGGAAUUGGAUAACGAACCCCCGUGGGCGUCGGUUGCCCAAAGAAAUCCUGGCCUCCAACGCCACGGAGAUUGCCGAGAUGUUGAGUUCUCGCACAGCUCUUGCAAAAGUCGGUGAAAGUCAGCAGCUUCCGGGCAAACGAUGGAAAAAUGCACGCAUCGUUCGGGCGUUCCACCCGAUGUGGUUUGCUCGUGAACAGGACGUGAAGGUACGGAGUCAGCGUGAGCAGCUUUUGACGGACAUUAUUGAGGUGGCAUUCGUUCCAUAUUGUAUGGAUUUUGUGCUGGACAGGAAUCGUAUGCUGAUGGAUGAAUGGACUUCGGACCUAAUGAAGAUGGCUGAGAAAGCGAGAUCCAUAGAAAGCAACAUCAAAAGAUUGGAGGAAGAGGUGGAGAAAUUAAAGAGGCAAUGUAUGUUCACGGUUUAA
Molecule: messenger RNA, 1035 nt
Organism: Cladophialophora immunda
Lineage: Eukaryota; Fungi; Ascomycota; Eurotiomycetes; Chaetothyriales; Herpotrichiellaceae
Exons: 1
Coding region: 1-1035 (344 amino acids)
Source: RefSeq, a predicted model, not a curated record